CGUAGUUCCCGGCGGCGCCUCGCUGCGGCCCCGCUGUCCCCCAGCCCCGCCCUUCCUCGACAGGUGUCCCCUCCCGGAAUCGGGGUCUGAACCCCGCCACAGCUCUGCAGGGGAGGAAGCACCUGGGUCGGGGGGAAGCCUGGGCAGGCUCUUUGGAGACGCUUGGGGCUCCGGAGAGCGUGGGUGGCAACGGCUUUCAAGCUUGUGAGGAGCAUUCUUGUAAGCGAGCAUCCUGACACAGAAGCCGCGUUGAGAGCGGGCUCAGAUGGAGCAGAUUAAAAGGGCCAAUAAACUGUUUACCAAUGACUGUAUAUUUCUGAAGAAAACUUUGAACAUCCCAGUUAUAUCAGAGAAGCCUUUGUUGUUUAAUGGACUUAACUCCAUUGAUUCUCCAGAAAAUGAAAUUGUUGAUAACAGUUUUUCUCAGGAAGAGGGGCCAGUGGUGGCCGGGGAAGACCUCCCUCCUCCCAGUCCUCAAGAAUCUGAUGUUCAGCCUGUGCAGCCUGAGGAAGUAUCAGCCAGAGAUUUCCUGCAGAGACUUGACUUGCAGAUUAAGUUAUCAACACAGGCAGCCAAGAAGCUAAAAGAAGAGAGCGGAGAUGAAGAAAGUCCCUAUGCAACUUCCCUCUAUCACAGUUAGGUGAUUUGGGGGCAUAACUCUAACCAAAAUUAAGAUAUGUUUGGACCUUAAAGAAUCCAACAACUGAAGAUUCAAAAACAUCCCUUCUGGAUUCCUAUAGUGUCCAUCUUAAAAUCAUAACUAGGUAGUUCUACCUGCUGCAAUUGCACUGAAGUGAUUAGUUCCCUCUGGCUUUCUAUAAUUUUAAGUCUUUAUUAUGGCAUGAUGGCAAGGUUGUAUCCUAAAGCUCAUCACUUUUGUAGGUGGUGUUAGUUUUUAGACUAGCUUUUAUAAAUACUAAUUGACAUAAAGCAUCAAAGACUAUUUAUAUAUUUAGGCUAAAAAUAAUGUUUAUCUCCUUAUGCAAUCCUGAUCAUGUGAAAAUAUGGUUGCUGUUUAAGUGAUGCUGAAUUUGCUGUGUGUUUAUAACUUAAGUGCUAUAUAUAUAUUUCGAUAUGUCUUACGUAUUCUCUAUUAAUAUAAAGAACCAAAUUUUGUCCGCUAUUUUGUAACAAUAAACUAGAAAGCCUGAAUGAGAAAAUAAACUAUGUUUUUAAACUUGA
Molecule: messenger RNA, 1182 nt
Organism: Mandrillus leucophaeus (drill)
Lineage: Eukaryota; Metazoa; Chordata; Mammalia; Primates; Cercopithecidae
Gene: LYSMD2
Product: LysM, putative peptidoglycan-binding, domain containing 2
Exons: 3
Coding region: 266-640 (124 amino acids)
Source: RefSeq, a predicted model, not a curated record